Messenger RNA from Effrenium voratum, 9954 nucleotides. Lineage: Eukaryota; Dinophyceae; Suessiales; Symbiodiniaceae. The record is from the annotation of a GenBank genome assembly.
AUGCCGAAUGCGCGGUGGGGUUUGAAGCUGUAUCAGAGCUUCACGGACAAGACCCCUCCAAGACGUUUGGCGGAUUCUAUCCCGGUGGAGAAGAUGCUGACAGAGGAAGGUUAUGGAUUGAUCCUUUCUGCCUUGGUCAACUACUACAGGCCGUAUUUGGAUAUUCAAGGGCCAUCCUCUGUAGACAAGUUUUUCUACGCGGGCGACCGCCAGAAGGGCGAGAGUUUUACAACCUUUGUGGCAAACAAGGAGCUUGCAUUACAGGAACUGGAAAUGCAGCUUGGCGAAACCUUGAAUACCAAGGUCACCGGACGUGUGUUGCUGCGGCAGGUUCAUGGUGACCAAGAUGGUUGGGACUAUGAGGAGGACGGUUACCCCUACGAUGAGGGUGACGGCGAGUCAGAAGAGCUUCUGCCCGACGAGGAGCUCGAAGAAGACAUGAUGGUCUUCGAAGACAAGGAGUACGACGAGCUGGAAGCCACAUGGAUUCAGGCAUAUCACACUGCUUACAAGGAUGUUCGCCGUGACCUUCAGGCUCGGCGGAAAGAACGUGGCUUCGUCAAGCAUCGCAAGGGCUAUGGCAAGUCCAAGCAUGACAAAGGCUCCCGCGGCAAGCACGGCAAGUACGGCAAAGGCGGAAAGAAGCGAGUGAUGAAGGGAUCUGAUCAGGAACUGCAAUCUCGGACGAGGUGCUACAACUGUGAUGAGCUGGGCCAUUUUGCUCGGGAAUGCCCACUCCUCAAAGGUGGUGACGCCGGUGGCAAAGGAGACCGAGCCAAGGACAAGAAGGUCAGUUUCAUUGUGAGCUCAGGGGCGAAUCAAUCGACUGCCUUCAUGAUGCGCCGAAGGUGUCAGGACUUUCAAGCAUUGGUUGACACCGCAGCGGAGGAUGCUGUUUGCGGCAGUGAGGCUUUUGCGAGAAUGGAGGCCAGUCUGCAAAACUGGAAUCUGAAGCCUCGGGUGGUUAAAUCUGCAAGGCAUCUGCCGUGUGCUGGCAUUGGAGGCGAGGCAGAGAUCUGCAAGGUGGUGGAUGUGCCAACCAAUGUGGCCGGGGUGAACGGCAUCAUUCGGUUCACCAUCAUCCAAGACUCGGAAGCCUUUCAGACGCCUCCCCUCUUGCCGGUCAGCUAUUUGGAGGCGGUUCGGGCGAUCGUGAAUUUUGACACUGGUCGGUAUCAUCUUCCUGAUGGACGAUCGGAUUACAUGGUCAGGUUGCCCACCGGACAUCGUGCCAUCAACAUCUUGAAUUUCGAUACCUGUGCAUGGCAGUUGCCGGACAACCUGAGGGACAAGGACAACCGGGUGAAGUGCGUUGCAGUGCUGCCCGGUUGGCGACGACACCUUCCACUGCCGGAUGGGUGCCAUUUGGGUGAAGACGUGGACCUAAUACCAGAUCGCUACAUCAACGUGGUGUACCGGGAUGGCCAUGUCAUGAGGGUCAAGGUCUACUUUCAGGAGCGGCGACCAGUGCCUGAUACUCCUUUUCAGGCCACUAGUGGGCACGAGAUGGCUUGCCUGGAGAGCGACGGCGAGCAGGAGAAGGUCAAGAAGAUGGGGGUGGCCAAGCGGUGGUGGACUAAUUACCUGGCGAAGAGGGCGCAUCAGAACGACGAGAACGAGGAGCACUCCAAGAACAAGAACCAGCGGUCCAAGGUCAGGAAGCCCAAGGACCCAGACCGCGAGAUUCCUCAGGGCAUCGGAAAGCCACUUCCGAGAUCACAGGCGCAGAAGCAUUGGGCCCUGGAGGUGAAGGAAUGUCAACAUCCGGCGGAACAUCUGCGGUGCCGGGCAAAUCGACACGGCUCAUGGUGGACGUGCCUGCUGUGCGGAGCCCGGUGGGAACGGUUGGAGACUCCAGCGAGUGCUUCGUCAUCGAAGGCACCGGAAGCCCCGCAAGCCAAGAAACUCCUACUCGAGAAGGGCGUGGAGUAUCCUCAGUUUCUACCAGCACCCAGAUCCCGUCCGGAGCAGGGAGACUUGGAGGUCAUAGUCAACCGCAUGGGCAAGCCAGUGGUUUCGACGCACAAGAAGCACGACAACUGCCAGAAGGACAACAGCGACCUGAAGACGGCCGGCCCGAUCAAGGAACCUAUGCACGCCGGCAUCCAGGUCAAGCAGGAGAAGAACGACGAGGACAAGAAGGUGAGGCGUCCAUCGGGCUUGCGAACAGUCCGAAGGUCCAAGACGCCAAACCGGGACAACAAACCGGAACCGGAGCUGUACGAACUCAGCUCCCACAGCAGCGAGUGGGAAGACGAGGCCCAGAAGCUCUAUGCGAAGAUCUCUCGACUGGGAUAUGCUCUGACCACGGUCAUGAUUUACCUCUCGACUACUUCAAGAACCAUGGAGAGCAUCCCAGACUACCUGAUCGGCAACAUGGUGCAGGUCUACGGGUGGAAGUCUAAAGAGGGUCUCUGGGACACUAUCAGCAUCUACCCGGGGACUAACGAACACUACCAGCACGUGGACGAAUGGUGCUAUGUUUUUCGCCAGCCAGAGCACAUGCACUCAUGGGUGACCGACCAGGACGGCGAGGUGAUCAAACUGGAUCGCAAGGAGCAGCACUAUCUGGCCAACUACAUCAGUCAGAACACCAAGGUGGAUGUCAUGGAGGUUUACAGUCCUCCUCGACUGGCCAAGAGGGCGAGCAGGCUGGGACUCCGACCUGGUGCUUCGCUAGACUUGGUCACCGGAUGGGAUUUCAAUCGUGCGGAUCACAGACAGGCGUCUUUGGACCUCAUCAGACGAUUGAGACCAGCCUUGGUAGUCCUGAGCCCACCAUGUACGGUGUUCAGCCAACUACGAGCCCUCACGAACUACAAGCGCAAUCCGAGAGACGUUCGGCGAGAAGAAGCAGAGGGACGAGCUCAUGUGGAACAUGCAGUCCGUAUCGCAUGGAUUCAGAUUUCAGGUGGAAGAGGAUUCUUGUUUGAGCACCCCUUGCGGGCGAAGUCAUGGACCACGACUUCCCUCGAGGAACUGAAGGAGUACCCGGAGGUCAAGGCGGUGACCCUCGACAUGUGCCGUUUUGGACUUCAGACUCCCGACUCCUCGAGAACAAGGAUGAUGCCAGCCAAGAAGCCGACCCUCAUCAUCACGAACAUCCCGGAGAUAGCCAGCGCCCUGAAUCGGAGAUGUCAGGGGCAUCAUGAAGAGCAUCAACUCUUGGUGGGAGAUCGACGAGCCAAUAAUGCAGCAGUGUACCCACAACCUUUCGUGGACGAGAUCCUCAAGGCGCUGAGGAAGCACAUCAGGGCUUCUCACUUUCCAGUGGUCGAGCUCAAGGAUCGCUGGGAAGUUCGACACAACCAGCUCAUUUGCCGACAUUUCCAACCUCGGCAACAGCUUUGCACUCUUGAAGAGUGCGAGGAAUUUGAUUUCCCCGUGGAGAAGUUCACUGGGAAACGGACUACGACCAAGACCUACGAGGAUGGAAGCACCAAACAGUCAGUGGAUGACUGGCGCUUUCACACGAGCACUACGACGAGUUCCGCCGCCCAACGGUGGACAGGGACUACGGCUUUCGAUCUCAUCAUUGAGGUGAUGCUGCCCGCCGAUUACCAGAAUCGGGCAACAUGGAUUUCAGCAGCCGCUGCACACCCCAUACAGGAGUAUGUGACGGCAGAAGGCGCGAAACAGGAGAUCCUCGCCUGGGUGAAGAAGUAUUUCAAGUGCCCGUUGUGCGAAAGACGGAAGAAGCCUGGCUCACAACGGCCCGGUCAUUUGGCGAGAGCCAUGGGUUUCAACGAGUGCAUCGGCAUCGACCUCUUCUUCAUCAAGGAUCGGGUCUUCUUGAACGUGGUUUGCCUCGGCACGAGUCUGCAGAUCGUGGAGAUGAUCAACGACAAGACGUCGGAGCAAGUCACCGCGGCCCUGCUGAGAACGUGGUUCGCUCACUAUGGGGCUCCGAGAAUGCUGAUAUGUGAUCAAGGUGGUGAGUUCGUCGGAAGUAAGUUCGCCGACACCCUCACUGACCUGGGCGUCAUCGUUCAUUACACGGACGUGGCAAGUCCUUGGCAGAAUGGGCGUGUGGAACGCUUUGGUGGCUCAUUCAAGAGCACGCUGGAAACGGUGAUUCACGAGCUGACCAUACAGACCGAGGAGGAGCUGCAAAUAGCGGUAGCAUCUACGCAGACUUCCAGCAGCUACCUGGACCGCGAGUUGCACCUGGACCAAGAGGACACCAUGGCGAGAGCUCGGGAGAUACGAGAUGCGGCAGCCAAGGCAUGGAUGAGGUCCCAGGACAACAACGCUGUCCGACGAGCAGACAAAGCCAACACGCGCAUGACAGACCUCAAGGACUUCAAGCCCAAUGACACUGUCUACGUGUGGCGGGAGAACAACAACUUUCGAGGUUGGUCUGGACCUGGCGUUGUGGUGGCGAUCAGCGAGAACAACCGGUCGCUGUGGGUGUCUCUUCGAGGAUACCUUCUCAAAGUGUCCAAGGAGCACCUCAGGCAUGCAACAUCAGAGGAGAGCCUCGGCGUGGAGCUGAUCAAGGUUCUCAGUGCCGAGAUGUUGGAGGGCCUGGAGUCUGGGAACAUCAGACACUAUCGCGACCUGGAGGACAUCGCGGACCUUUUCGGCGGCAACGAUGGUGGAAACGACGAUCAGCAAAGCAACAUGGAGGUGGAUCAGCCCAUGCCGUACCCGUUUUCCAAUGUGGAGAGCCAACCAUGGCCUACAGCAAGAUCCAACACGACCCUCUUCGAGGUCUACGACCAGGAAACGGAGGUGCAGGAUGGCGCGAGGUGGUGUGAAGACAGGAUCCGUGGCACCUGGUACAUGAAGGCAAGGUCAUCGCAAGCCUUCAAGCUGGAAGACUCGGUGUGCCUCUUCAGCAACAAGGACAAGCGCUUCUACCUGACCAAAGCGAAGGAAUCGCCUGGGCAGGUGGAGUUCUCGAAGCUGCAGGGCAACGAGAAACAGGUCUUCCGGCAGGCCAGAGCCAAGGAGUUCAAGUCACUGGUCGACAGCGGUGCCAUUACCGUGCUGUCGGUCGAGGAAAGCAUUGCAUUCGCACAGGCCCAUCCUGAGCACGUGCUCACGUCCAGGUUCGUGGACAGAUGGAAGCCGACCGAGGACUUCGCAGUUUUGCCCGAAGACUUCAACGCUGCAGAUGCAGGUUCGGGACAAACGACUUCGGUGGCUCCCAAGUCUCGAUGGUGCGUGGUGGGUUGGAAAGACCCGAUGGUGCAUCAGAUCGAACGCUCAGCACCCACCCCGAUGACGUCAAGCAUGUAUCUUUUCAUGGCGCUGACUGCAGGACGACAGUGGAGGACGUUUCUGGAGGUGUUGGUCAAGGAGUUGGGCUACAGGGUGAAUGCCUAUGACAGGUGCGUUCUUACGCUGGACAAUGAGUCGGGCAUCCCUGGGCACCCAACAGAAGGAAUCAUCGUGGUGGAGGUGGAUGACAUUUUGGAGUCCGGCAACGAGCGUCAUCGCAACAAGAUGGCCUGGUUGGAGAAGAAGUUGCGGUUCGGCAAGAUCAUCAACCUUCGAGAGCACCCAGAAGGCACAGGCUAUGCUGGACGAAGGAUCAUGCAAGGUCCGGAUGGUUCGUUUCAGUACACCAUGGCGGACUACAUCAAGAAUAGACUGAAGUAUGUCCGGGUUGAGCGCAAGUACCUGAAGAAGGACGCAUCAACCACAAGCUUGAAGGAGGACGAGAUCAACCAGUUGCGCGGAGUGGUGGCGGCCAUCAAUUGGAUAGCACGCGAGGGACGUCCUGACGUCUCGGCAGCAGCAAGCAUCCUUUCUGGUUGCUUCGAGAAGCCGCUGAUGCAGCACGUCUUGGAGACAAAUCAGGUGGUGGACCACUUGAAGAACCACCACGUCGUGCUGAAGGUACACCACAUCCCGGAGGAACAGGUUCGCCACUUGGUGAUCUCGGACGCUUCCUAUGACCCAACAGGCAAGGUCAAGCCACAGCAUGGGUGGAUUCAGGCAAUUACAACGCCGCAGCUGAAUCGUGGAGAGGUGGCCCCGGUAAGCUUGAUGAGCUGGAAAUCGAGGCGACUUCGCCGAAAGGCAGGCAACACGCUUCUUUGCGAAUCCAUAGCGCUUUCAACGGCAUUGGGGGCGAUGGAAAAGCAGGUUGCGGUGUGGCGAAGCUUCUGCAAAUCCAAGUAUGACCCUCGGGAGACAGCGGUGGAGGUGUCAGAGGAGGUGCAGAUGGGGCUUCGCGGGCCAGGCACGGUCAUAGCAUCGGAAAGCGUGACUUUCACAGAUCCGCUUACUGUUGCUGUGGCAGAUGCCAAAAGCUUGUAUGAUGCUUCAGCUUCGGAACAAGCGCAAGGAGAUGAUGAUCGCUCUGCACUGGAGAUCGGGAUCAUCCAGGAGAGCAUAGCGAUCGUUGCAGAGGGCAACAAGGAGGCCCUGCGAAAUUACCUGCUGACUGAGCCAGUGGACGACAUGUGGCAGACCACCCUGGACAUGGAGGAGUGGCGCAGCGCGUCAGAGCAGAAGCGGAUGGAUAAGGAUUUCAGAAAGCUGAUGCCGGGAAAGGAGUUUGCCGGGGUUCUGCGGCAGCGGCCGGAGCUGAAGACCUUUGUGCAGCAGGUGAUGGGGCAAGAGAUGCAACGCCGGGUUGCGCCCCUUGGCCAAAGCCAGCUGGAAAGGGUUGGUGCCAGCAGGAUACCAGCUGCCAAGCAGCGGGGCCGGGUUUCCCGACGCGGCCGGAUCGGCAGCGCCCAGGGCCUAGAGAAAGCGGUCAGCCUGAAGAUCGGGAACCGGAUCAAGGAUCAGAUUGGAUCCAAGAUGAUCUCAGCAGUUAAUUUGACCCUGAGGCUGGAAAGCUUCCCAGGGCCUGCGGACUACGUGCCGCCCCCCGGGAGCCCUGUGCAGAAGCAGUCGCAGCGCGUGAGGCGCGCGGGCGUGCCCCAGGCCCUCAGGGAGGUGGAGCUCAAUCACAGGGAGCACAUGGACAAGGCGCACAAGGUGGACAAGUCGGCGGCGGAUCAAAUCCCUCGGCCUGCCUUGGCAGUUUGCCUUACGGAGGAAAUCCUCAAGGCCCCCUCCGGGUUUUUAUGCUACUACGGCGCCUACAGAGACCUUUGCACGAGCCCAAGGCGCUUGGCAGACUCCAUCCCCGUGGAAAAGAUGCUGACCGAGGAGGGCUAUGGGUUGAUCUUAUCUGCCUUGGUGAAUUAUUACCGGCCGUAUUUGGACAUCCAAGGUCCCGGGAAGUUGGCUUUCGCCACGCAGUUUUCGGCGGAUCAAGAUGUGUGGGAAUAUGAGGAAGAGUAUGCCUACGAAGAGGGCGGUGAAGAGUCUGAAGAAGUCAUGCCUGACGAAGAGCUUGAAGACGAUAUGAUGCUCUUCGAGGACAAGGAGUACGACGAGGUGGAGGCAACGUGGAUUCAGGCCUAUCACACUGCCUACAAGGAUGUACGUCGUGAUCUCCAAGCUCGACGGAAAGAACGUGGCUUCGUCAAGCAUCGCAAAGGCUAUGGCAAAUCCAAGCACGACAAGGGCUCCCGCGGCAAGCACGGCAAGCAGGGCAAGUACGGAGAGGCGGAGAUUUGCAAGGUGGUGGACGUUCCGACCAAUGUGGCAGGUGUGAACGGCAUCAUUCGCUUCACGGUCAUCCAGGACUCGGAAGCCUUCCAAACUCCACCCCUCUUGCCGGUCAGCUAUACCUGGAGGAUCCUUAUGCACUACCUGCCCAGCACGAUUCCGAACAUCCAGGUUUGGCUGAGAGACAAGAACAAUCGCGUGGAGCGCGUCGCAGUGCUGCCGGGAUGGCGACGGCAUUUGCCGACUCCGGCAGAAUGUCAGUUGGAUGCCGAGAACGAGGAGCACGUCAAGACCAAGAACAAGAGGAAUGCCAACAUCCAGCGGAACACCUACGGUGCAGAGCCAAUCGUCACGGCUCGUGGUGGACAUGCCUGUUGUCUGGGAACGCCAGCGAGCGCCUCAUCAUCAAAGGCACCGGAAGCUCCACAAGCCCAGAAGCUGAUGGUCAAGAAGGGCGUGGAGUAUCCUCAAUUUCUGCCAGCGCCAAGCUCCCGUCCGGAGCAGGGAGAUUUGGAAGUGACCAUCAACCGCAUAGGCAAGCCCGAGGUUGCGACCCACAAGAAGCACAACAAACACGAGACGUCGACCGGGGACAACUUGAACCAGAAGGACGCGGCCGACCUGAAGACCUCCGGCCCGAUCAAGGAUCCCAAGCACGCCGACACUCAGGUCGGGAAGGAGAAGGUCGACGAGGACAAGAAGACGAGGUCAAACACCACGCUCUUCGAGGUCUACGACCAGAACAUGGAGACACAGGAUUUCAAAUCUCUGACUGACAGCGGCGCGAUCACUGUGCUGUCAAUCGAGGAGAGCUUAGCCUUCACGCAAGCACAUCCUGAACAUGUUCUCACGUCAAGGUUCGUGGAUCGAUGGAAGCCGACCGAGGACUUCGCAGUGUUGCCCGAGGACUUCAAUGCAGCAGAUGUGGGUUCGGGACAAACUACCUCGGCGGCCCCCAAGUCGCGAUGGUGUGUGGUUGGUUGGAAAGAUCCGAUGGUACAUCAGAUCGAACGCUCAGCUCCCACCCCGAUGACUUCGAGCAUGUAUCUCUUCAUGGCCUUGACCGCAGGAAGGCAAUGGAGCGCUUUUGUCAAAGACGCCAAGACAGCGUUCCUCCAGUCAAAGCCCACUACGCGCAAGCAGAAGCUCGCGGUGAAGCAACCCUCGGAUGAGGCACUGCCCGGACUAGACCCUAGGCAGUUGCUUCUCCUGAACACCGAAAUGUACGGGUUGGUGUCAGGACGGGCGUGGUGGAGAAGGACAUUUCUGGAGGUUUUGGUCAAGGAGUUGGGAUACAGGGUCAAUGCCUACGACAGGUGUGUGCUGACUUUGGACAACGAGUCAGGCAUUCCCGGGCAUCCGCCCGAGGGAAUCAUCGUGGUGGAGGUGGACGACAUUUUGGAGUCCGGAAACGAGCGACGCCGCAAGAAGAUGGCUUGGCUUGAGAAGAAGUUGAAGUUCGGCAAGAUCAUCAACCUUCAAGAACAUCCAGAAGGCACUGGUUACGCAGGUCGCAGGAUCAUGCAAGGCCCAGAUGGUUCUUUUCAGUAUACCAUGGCGGACUACAUCAAGAACAGGUUGAAGUAUGUGCGGGUGGAGCGCAAGUAUUUGAAAAAGGACGCUUCAACCACUUGCCUAAAGGAAGACGAGAUUCAACCAUUGCGAGGAGUGGUAGCAGCCAUCAACUGGAUAGCACGUGAGGGACGUCCUCACGUCUCAGCAGCUGCAAGCAUCCUGUCUGGUUGUUUCGAGAAGCCCGUGAUGCAGCAUGUUCUGGAAACCAAUCAGGUGGUGGAUCAUCUGAGGAAUCACCAUGUUGUGCUGAAGGUACAUCACAUUCCCGAAGAGCAGGUUCGGCAUCUGGUGAUUUCGGACGCUUCCUAUGACCCCACGGGCAAAGUCAAACCUCAGCAUGGAUGGAUUCAAGCGCUUACAACACCGCAAUUGAACCGUGGUGAAGUUGCUCCGGUAAGCCUGAUGAGCUGGAAAUCGAGGCGACUUCGCCGGAAAGCGGGUAACGCGCUGCUUUGCGAAUCUAUAGCACUCUCAACAGCGUUGGGUGCGAUGGAGAAACAGGUGGCGGUGUGGCGAAGCUUUUGCAAGUCCAAGUACGAUCCUCGCUUCACGGAUCCGCUCACCAUUGCUGUGGCAGAUGCUAAGAGUCUGUACGAUGCAUCGGCUUCGGAGCAAGCUCAAGGCGACGACGACAGGUCAGCCUUGGAGAUUGGGAUCAUCCAGGAGAGCAUCGCAAAGCUCUCUGGACGCAUGAGGUGGAUUCCGCACAACUUCAACCCUGCAGAUGCUCUCACGAAGCUCAAGGCUCACAUGGAGCCAAUGAUGAAGUUGCUAAAGAGCAACAGCCUCGUGAUCGAGGAAGAAGAUGAAGUCUUGAACCGCGGCAGGCAGGGCGAGAAUCGCCUGAAGUCGCGGGCAUAA